AUGGAAGAAUUAAUUCGAUCAGUUAUACAAUUUGAUGGUGCUCUAAAUCAAGAUGUUAUUCAAUGGCUAGAAUAUAUUGAAGAAGUAUUUGAUCGAGUACAAUUACAAACAUCAAAUAAAUAUAUUGCUAUACAAUACUUUUUAACUAAUAGUGCUGCUACGUGGUUUAAAUAUAAGAAAUCAAAUAUUCCUGAUUGGUUUACAUUUAAACGUGAACUUAUUGAAGCUUUUCA
Messenger RNA from Didymodactylos carnosus, 233 nucleotides. NCBI's taxonomy places the organism in Eukaryota, Metazoa, Rotifera, Eurotatoria, Philodinida, Philodinidae. The record is from the annotation of a GenBank genome assembly.